Messenger RNA from Elgaria multicarinata webbii, 1383 nucleotides. RefSeq names its product DnaJ heat shock protein family (Hsp40) member C5 gamma (gene DNAJC5G). The coding region runs from base 106 to 666 and encodes 186 amino acids. Lineage: Eukaryota; Metazoa; Chordata; Lepidosauria; Squamata; Anguidae. The record is from RefSeq and is a predicted model, not a curated record. The transcript is spliced from 6 exons.
UGGAGCCUGGCCGGCUGGUCGGUGUCCCGGGAGCGCAGCGCAGCGGAGCGCGAGAGCGAGAGCGAGAGAGAGCGGAGGGGCCGCGGACGGAGAGAGGCCAGCAAGAUGGGGGACCCGGGUCGGCCACAGCGGAAGAUGUCGCGGGCCGGGGAGAGCCUAUAUCGUGUCCUGGGGCUGGAGAAGGGGGCCUCCGCAGAAGACAUCAAGAAGGCCUACAGGAAGCUGGCUCUGAAGUACCACCCGGACAAGAACCCCGACAAUCCGGAAGCUGCCGAGAAGUUCAAGGAGAUCAACAACGCCAACACGACACUCAGCGACGAGACGAAGCGCCGGAUCUACGACGAGUACGGCUCCAUGGGGCUGUACGUGUCCGAGCAGUUUGGGGAGGAGAGCGUGAAGUACUACUUCCUCAUGUCCAAGUGGUGGUUCAAGCCGCUGAUGGUGUGCUGCGGCCUCCUCACUUGCUGCUGCUGCUGCUGCUGCUGUUGCUUCUGCUGUGGGAAGUGCCACCCGCCCGAGGACGAGGAGUCCUACAAGUACGUCAACCCCGAAGACCUGGAGGCCCAGAUCCGUGCCGAGGAUGAUGGCGUCGGAGCCAUCCGCAUGCAGCCUACCAGCAGCGCCUCAGUGCACACCACAGACGAGGCUCCGCCCCGCAAGCCGUGACCCCGGUUCGGCUGCCGGUCACAGCACGACCCCCCCACCUUCUGCAGCCAUUCCACAGCCCCCCUCCCUGGCCCGGACUGCUGAGGAAGGGCUGCCAUUGGACUCUGGGCAGGCAGCCCCCCGCCCUGGAAUUGUGAUGCCCCCAAUCUGCGGGGGUGCCCAGCGUCGUGCGUCUUCUCAGGGAACCCGGGCAUGGGCUUGCCCCGACCUCACCAGGCGCUGGCUCCAGAGCGAGAAGGGGUCGGCCUCCUCUGGCGGGGAGAGGGGGCGUCUCGGCCCCCGCUGCCUCGGCAGCAGCAGCAGCAGCGGACUCUCUCCGCCGGGCCAGAGGCUCCUUAGCCAGCUCAGUGGCAGGAGGGAGAGAAGAUGGCGGAGAGUCGCCAGUCAGCAGCUUCCCCUCCACCACCACCACUUCCAACCCCCGCCCAGUUUCUCUUCCUCAGCCUCAGCAGACGCCCCCUGGGACAUGAGCCGGCCGGGCACUGCCCACUGCUGGGGCCUGGCCCAUCAAAGACCGGCAGGUGGGGUGGGGCUUGGGGUGGGGACGCCUGGGCCUCUGACUCCAGAGCCGCCCUGCUGUGAUCAUCCCUGGGGGGCUGGCCCAGCCCCUCCAGUCCCGUGCGUUGGUGCCAAACUGCGUAGGAGGAAGUGGUGGCCAGAGCAGCAGGUCCGGGAGCGCUGGCCGGUUCGGGGGCUCGCCCCCCUGCCCCCCACCCC